CUGGGCCUGCGGGCGGGGCCGGAGGCCGCGUGGUAGCCGGGGCGGUUGGUAUCGCCCGGGCCCGAGUCGGGGCCUCCACGACUGCACAGGGCCAUGGCCGAGCCGGCUAGGUUACCUCUGACUUUUGAGGAUGUUGCCAUUUAUUUCUCGGAGCAAGAAUGGCAGAAGCUAGAGGCGUGGCAGAAGGAGCUUUACAAGCAUGUGAUGAGAACCACUUACGACAUUUUUGUUUCUCUAGAUGAUGGAAUUCCCAAACCAGAACUAAUAUCCUGGAUUGAACAGGGGAGAGAGCUCUUCAGGAAUUGGGGAGAAUCACAGAAAUCAGGAAACAUAAUUUGCUUUUCUGCUGAUUUGCAUUUUGAUCCAGUUAUUGAGAGACAGCCCUUCUGGGUUUCAGGAAGCCAGCAAGCUGUGAAUUCAGGAGAAACUCAAUGCCAUUUCCAGGUGGAUCCUCUUCAGAGCCACUGUUCCUCUGAACCAUUAUUAGGAAAAAGUGAAGAUAUUUCCUUCAGGCCUGACCAAGGCAUCACCCUCAUGAACCCACACAGACAUGACACACGCGCUCUAAUUCCAGUGGUUCACAGCGUCAGGGAACCGACCCAAAGAGGAAGAAUCCAGAGUCCCAAAACUCUGGGUCUCCCUGGCUCCCAGGAAGUUCCCUCCUGGGAGGCCCCCCAGCACCAUUGCCCUGUCUGUGGGAAAAGCUUUUGGAAGCAGAACCACUUGGAGAAGCACCAGACGAGCCACUCGAAGGACCAGCCACAUAGGGCCUGGAAGAAAUUUAACGGACAAGCUGAUCCACAGCCUCAGCGGAGCAGCCCUCAGGGACGGGGACGGAGGCGCUUCCGAUGUCAGGAAUGUGGGAGGAGCUUCCGCCUCAAGCGGUAUUUCCUUAGACAUCUGGCCACACAUGCAGGGAAGAGCGCCCCUCAGGGCCCUGAAUGUAAAGUGUGCUUCUGUCACAAGCGGACCCUUCUCAGUGACCACUUCCUGCACAAGGGGGAGACGGCUCCCCAGUGUCCCACGUGUGACAAGAGCUUUCUCCUGAAGAACAGCAUGCCAGCUCACCAGGGCCAGCCCAGCGGAGAGGGGCCUGUCUCCCGUAGAGUAGGUGACAAGGAGUCCAAGCUCACCAGUGUGCACUCAGGAGAGAAGCCAGACCUGCGCCCGGCGUGUGGGGAGCACUGCCUCCUGAAGGGGGAUGGAGAUGCUCUCCAGCACGGCCUGGCUGGGGAGGGACCACACUGUUGCACGGAGUGUGGCCAGCACUUCCCUACCAGGUCCAAGCUCGCCAGCCAUAUCAGGGUGCACACAGGAGAAAAGCCUUUCCAGUGCCUGCAGUGUGACAAGAGCUUCCAGGUGAGCAGCCUGCUGCAGGUGCACCUGCGUAUGCACCGUGGGGAGAGGCCCUUCUCCUGCAGCCAGUGUGGCAGAGGCUUCACCCACCACUGCAAGCUCCGUGACCACCUGCGAGUGCACAGUGGGGAGAGGCCCUUCCAGUGCCCCGAGUGUAACAGGAGCUUCCGCCUGAAGGGCAUGCUGAAGGUCCACCAGCACACCCACAGCCAGGAGAGGCCGUUCUCGUGUGGGGAGUGUGGCAAGGGCUUCACCAGGCAGUGCAGGCUCGCUGAGCACUUCCGCCUGCACAGCGGGGAGAAGCCCUUCCAGUGCUCCAGCUGCGACAGGAGUUUCCGCUUGAAGGAGCAGCUGCUCAGUCACCAGCGCCUGCACACGGGAAAGAGGCCCUUCCAGUGCCCGGAGUGUGACAAGAGCUAUUCCGUGAAGGCCGACAUGAAGGCGCACCAGCUGCUGCACAGCGGGGAGAUGCCCUUCUCCUGUAAGUGUGGCAAAGGCUUUACUAAGCAGUAUAAGCUCGUCGAACACAUCAGGAUACACACGGGGGAGAAGCCUUUUCAGUGUCCCAAAUGCGACAAGAGUUUCCGCUUGAAGGCACAGCUGCUCAGCCACCAAGGCCUGCACACAGGGGAGAGACCUUUCCGCUGCCCCGAGUGUGAUAAAAACUUCCGGGAAAAGGGACACAUGCUUAGGCACCAGCUCAUACACAGGCCUGACAGGCCCUUUACCUGUGGAGACUGUGGUAAGGGCUUCCUUUAUAGGUGUAAACUGGCCCAGCACCGCAGAGUGCACAAAAAAUCCGAUAAUGCUCCAGACAAGCCUGACGUUAAGAAAAGGCUUAGUCAGCUGUUGGCAAUGAUCGAGGCCGACUGGAGUUGAGGCCUGGGAAUCCACAGCUGUAGCCAAACCCACUUGGAGACAGAUUUUAGGAACAGGGGCCCUUUUUUGAGCAAGAAUGUUAUACAGGUUAGGAAUAUGAGGAACCACAAAGGACUUUCUCAUUUAAAACAUCACCAGUUAUAUUUCCUAUCCAUUGAUAAAAAGAUAUAUUUGUUCUUC
Equus quagga is the source of this 2415-nucleotide messenger RNA. It is a transcript of the gene ZNF786, whose product is annotated as zinc finger protein 786. The transcript has 4 exons. The record is from RefSeq and is a predicted model, not a curated record. NCBI's taxonomy places the organism in Eukaryota, Metazoa, Chordata, Mammalia, Perissodactyla, Equidae. Gene Ontology annotation, biological process: regulation of DNA-templated transcription. Bases 94 to 2235 code for a protein of 713 amino acids.